This is a messenger RNA of Humulus lupulus (European hop), 444 nucleotides long. Its product is annotated as cyclic nucleotide-gated ion channel 1-like. The coding region runs from base 1 to 444 and encodes 147 amino acids. The transcript has 2 exons. The record is from RefSeq and is a predicted model, not a curated record. Lineage: Eukaryota; Viridiplantae; Streptophyta; Magnoliopsida; Rosales; Cannabaceae.
AUGGCCUACGAUUUGAAGUUUGUCGCCUCCCAGUUUCGCUGGCUCCACAGCCAGCAACUCCAGCACAAUUUCAGGCUAGGCUUUUGGACCAUGAAUCUCCUAUUAAAGCCUAGAAACAUGCUCAAUAUUGUCACUGGAUACUUUAGGGGACUAUGGAGAACAUGGGCGGCUUGUUUCAUAAAAGCGGCGCGGCGGAGGCAUUGCCAGAGAAAGCUUGACAGGUCUUUAAGGGAAGCAGAGGACAGGCUGCAAGAUGUCCUGGUGAAUGAGAGUGGAAGCACACCAAGCCUUGGUGCCACCAUUUAUGCCUCGAGGUUUGCUGCAAAUGCAUUGAAAGGUUUAAGACAAAGCGAUGUGUGUAGCUCUAGACCCACGCAGAGAUUGAUGCCCUUGCUACCUCAUCAUAAACCUGCUGAGCCUGAUUUCACUGCUAAGCAUCGCUAG